UACAAUUUCUUCCGUAACACUUGUUUCUAUUUUGAAAGAAGGAUUCUACCCGGACCGAAUCAUUGCAGAAGUGUCGAGAUAUGCGAGAUCGCAUCGAAUGUCAAGGCGGUAUAACACUGAAUUUGCUCCAAGCUGUUUGCCCCGUAAGGUCAAAUCCAACUACCACUACAACUGGCAGAACUACACGAAGAACAACUACAACAACUAUGACCACUACUACUACUGUAAGACAGUGUCGUGUAACACGCAUCGGAUCAACCGAAUUACCACCACGAGUAGAGAACGCGAUUCAAUUUCUUGAUGAUCAAUGUUAUGAAAAAUUGGGCGGCACAGUGGUUAUGAAAUGGUUUGGCAAUCGCGUGCCCCCAGAAGACCAUCGCCAAUUAAGCAGUUUUUGUCAUGUGGUCAAUUUGACUAAAUAUGAUGAUGACCCAAAAUCGAGAUAUCACAAGGACGACAUCGAGUGUGCUUGUGGGACCUCGUCUAAUUUAUUUUUCUUAAAGAAAUUCAACGAAGCCGUCGAAAAAUACCCAUGUGAUGACGACGAAACGAUUACCAAAGCCCCAACGACUGAACCAUCAGAUGAUCUUUGGUGCUGGCAGCUCCGCUCAAGAUCAUUCGCAUCAUCCCCACCCCCACCACGUAUGAAGAACGCGAUUCAACUUCUUGAUGACAAAUGUUAUGCAAAACUGGGCGGCACAACGGUUAUGAAAUGGUUUGGCAAUGUAGUGACUCCAGAAGGCAAAGUUUGUUUUGUGAUCAAUCUAACUGAUUCAAAGAUGAAACUGUACAAGAAAGAGAUCGUUUGUGCCUGUGGGAGACAAUCCUAUGUAUUUUUUUUAGAGGGACUAAUACUCAUGAGGGAAAAAUACUCAUGUAACGACAAGACGACUACCAAAUCCACAAGGACUACACCAUCAACUACUACUGCAAAACAGUGCUAUGUAAGGCGCACAGGUUCAUCCGUAUCACCACCACGAGAGACGGACGCGAUUCCAAUGCUUGAUGACCAAUGUUAUGAAAAAAUGGGCGGCACAAGUGUUAUGGACAGGUUUGGCAAUCGCGAGCCUCCAAAAUCAGUUUACGAAUAUUCGGAAUUUUGUCUUCUGGUCGAUGUAACUCUAAAUGGUCCAGCAAUGGAAACUUACCAAAGCGACAUCGAGUGUGUUUGUGGGAUCUCGUCCCUUGAAUUUUUCUUAGAGAAAUUCGAAGAAGCCAUCAAAAAAUACCCAUGCGAUAACGACGGGGCUACCGAAGCGGCAACCACCAAACCAACAACAACCACUGUAACAACAACAACUGUACCUCCAAAGACAGAUCCACCACGGACUGAACCUCCGAAGACAGAACCACCAACGACUGAACCACCAAAGAUUGAACCACCACGGACUGAACCACCAAAGACCGAACCACCACCGACUGAACCUCCAAAGACCGAACCACCAAAGACGACACCACCAAAGACAGAACCACCAACGACUGAACCACCAAAUAUACCUUAUUGUUGGCAGCAACAAUCAAGAUUAUUUGCACCAUCCCCACCCCCACCACGAGUGAAUAACACGAUGCCAUUGAUUGAAGACAAAUGCUACGCAAAACUGGGCGACACUCUGGUUAUGGCCUGGUUCGGUAAUCGGGCGCCCCCGAAAAACUUCACUGAAGUAUUGGACUUUUGUACUGUGGCCGCACUAACUUAUAAUAAUGAGUCAGCUGUAUUCAGUGUGUUCAAGAAAGACAUCCAGUGUAAUUGUGACAAAUUGUCUUUUUCACGUUUUCUAAAGAAACUGUCUGAAGCCAUGGAAAAAUACCAAUGUAAUAACGUCUGGACAAGAACUGAAGCACCAGAGACUGUAACUACAAGGACUGAGCCACCAAGGACUGAACCUCCAAGGACUAUACCUCCGAGGACUGAAGCUCCAAGGACUGAACCACCACGAACUGAACCACCAAAGACCGAAGCUCCAAGAACUGUGCGGCCAAAGACCGAAGCUCCAAUGACUGUACCACCACGGACUGAACCGCCAAUGACUGAAGCUCCAAGAACUGAAGUGCCAAUGACUGAACCACCAAAGACUGAACCACCAAGGACGGCGCCACCGAGAACUGAAGUAUCAAUGACUUUACCACCAGAGACUGUACCUCCAAAUACUGAAGCUCCAAGGACUGAAGUACCAAUGACUGUACCACCACGGACUGAACCACCAAAGACCGAAGCUCCAAGGACUGUGCCGCCAAAGACCGAAGCUCCAAUGACUGAAGUACCAAUGACUGGACCUUCCAGGACUGAAGUACCAAUGACUGAACCACCAAAGACUGAACAACCAAGGACGGCGCCACCAAGAACUGAAGUAUCAAUGACUUUACCACCAGAGACUGUACCUCCAAAGACUGAAGCUCCAAGGACUGAAGUACCAAUGACUGGACCUUCCAGGACUGAAGUACCAAUGACUGUAACUCCAGAGACUGGACUUUCAAGCACUGUAACUUCAAAGACUGAACCACCAAAGACUACGACUGAAAAGAGAAUAACUCCAAGGACAGAAGUGCCAAAGACGGUUCCUCCGCGGACUGGGCCACCAAUGACUGUACCUCCUGGGACUGAAGCACCGACGACUGAAGCACCAAUGACUAUAACUCCAAGGACUGAACAACUAAGGACUGAACAACUAAGGACUGAUCAAUCAAAGACUGUAACUCCAAAGACUAAAAUUACAGUCUGGCCUACAGACUACAGAGGUCCAAUUUGA
Messenger RNA from Caenorhabditis elegans, 2747 nucleotides. It is a transcript of the gene F33E2.6, whose product is annotated as DUF3707 domain-containing protein. Bases 81 to 2747 code for a protein of 888 amino acids. Lineage: Eukaryota; Metazoa; Nematoda; Chromadorea; Rhabditida; Rhabditidae. The record is from RefSeq and is marked reviewed. The transcript has 6 exons.